UUUGCUGAAUAGUCUUUCGCGCAAUCGGUGGAGGAUCGGAGCGACGCGGACUUCACUGUGGAUAGCAGAUAGACGACUCAUCGGGAGGAGAUAGUGGUUCUUAUUUUCUUCUCCGCUACGAACAACGAAAACAAACCAAAAUCACAAUUUAUCGGGAGGGUCGACGAGCUGCAGCGACUGAAACGUGGGGGGGAAACGAGGGAUCUGAUCAGCAAGUUUUUUUUUUCCUUUUGCAUUUUUUCCCCCUUUUUCAUAAAGAAGGAUUGUGUGUUUGGGGGUCUGUUUGCAUCUGGACGCAAAGAUGAUGGUCGGGGAGAUCGAAGUGAAGGAGAGACCGAGGCCGAGUCCCGACUAUUUGAUGCAGUUACUGAACGAGAAGAAGCUAAUGACGAGUUUGCCAAAUCUGUGCGGCAUCUUCACACAUCUGGAGAGGCUUCUCGACGAAGAGAUCACCAGAGUGCGGAAGGACAUGUACAGCGACUCGGUCAACGGUGUGGUGGACAAGCACCCUAUGGAGCUGCCCGAGGCCCUGGGCCCCAUCAUACACCUGCAGGAGAAGCUGUUUGUGCCCGUCAAAGAGUACCCCGACUAUAACUUCGUAGGGAGGAUUCUGGGACCCAGGGGUCUCACCGCCAAACAGCUGGAAGCAGAGACUGGAUGCAAGAUCAUGGUCAGAGGAAAAAGCUCCAUGAGAGACAGGAAGAAGGAGGAGCAGAACCGGGGCAAGCCGAACUGGGAGCACCUGAACGAGGACCUGCACGUGCUGAUCACGGUGGAGGACACGCAGGCGCGCGCCGAGGUCAAGAUGCGGCGGGCGGUGGAGGAGGUCAAGAAGCUGCUGGUCCCGGCGGCCGAGGGAGAGGACAAUCUCAAGAAGAUGCAGCUGAUGGAGCUCGCCAUUCUCAACGGGACGUACAGAGACACCAACGUCAAAACACCCGCCCUUGCCUUCUCUCUUGCAGCGGCGGCGGCGGCGGCUCAGGGCCCCCGCCUGAUCGCCGCCCCCGGGGGGCAGUGCCUGCCCCCCGGCGCCCUCCGGCCCCCGACCCCGGCCGGCACGCCCAUCAUGAACAUCAUCCGGCCCGCCCAAAUGGCAGCCAUGAUGCCCAACGGCGCCCCCACCCUGGUGCCCCCCGGGCCCGACGGCGGCAUCAUCUACACCACGCCCUACGACUACCCGUACGCGCUGGCGCCCGCCUCGCUGCUGGAGUACCCCAUGGAGCACGCCGGGGUUCUAGGUAAGCGGCCGUGGGCCUUCGGAGGGCCCCUGGGCCACGGACAGGAGGGCAGCAUGGUUUACACGGGCAUCCUGGACGCAGGGUCCGCCAGCCACACUCAGGAAAUGCUGAAAGGGGCAAUGGCUUCUAAAGUGAGACGGCACGAUUCUCGUGUCCAUCCUUACCAAAGGAUUGUGACAACCGACAGAGCCGCCACCGGCAACUAACACAUGACCUCUGACCUCCUUUGACCUCUUCACCCAAUGACGAGUGGCGGUCGCCUGCCUGCUGAACAGUUAACUGGUAACUGCCUUUGCUAGCCUCUCGGACACAGUGAGCGAAAGAACUUCUCUGCCCGUACAGUUACCCUAACAACACUUUUUUUUUUCUGAAACAUAAAAACAACAUCGACAACAAAAGCAAGUCAACAGAAAACGCAACACCCUACGAACAAAAAAAAAAAAAAAAAAGAAUCUGUUGAUUAUUAUUUCAUAUUGUUUGUUUUUUUUGGGUUUUGUUUUCUUCCACAAGUUUGAUUUUUUUUUUCUUCUCUUUUUCUUCAUAAAGAGAAAAAUCUAUAACUCUAGUGGUCAUUAGACACAGAUUGGGUGGAUGAGAUGAGUAGUCGAGGAUCUGCACUGAAUUAUGAAGCAAUAAGGCCCCCCCACCCCACCCUACCCACACCCACACCCCCACCCCCCACCUCCACCCUUAUCCUCCCAAAAAAACAGACACCCCAGCGCUGCCUUCCACAAGUCCCCCCCCCCACCCACCCCCCACACAUCAGUUCAGUGACCUCACUCGAAUUUAAAAACAACAUUAAAUGGGACUGUGGCGCGUGCUGUGUCUGUUGUUCCCGAAACUGAUUUCAUCCCUUCCAAAUGUGCAGUCCCAGCUCCCCCCCCCCUUCUUCUCCUCCAGCUGUUGGAGGCUACAAAGAAAGAAAAGGGAAAAAAAAACUAAAACCCUUAAGUUCUGUUGUAUUUUUUUUUUUUCCUUUUCCCCCUUCCCCAACAUGUCAGUCCUGUCUUUUAUAAAAAAAGCUCUGAAACCUUUAUCUGUGUGCUGACACAUUCUGGGUGGGGCUAACUGGCUUUCAAGAGCAUGGCUGCAAGGAUUGCAAAUCGAGCUUCUUUCACAUAUAUAUUUUUGUUCGUUUCUGUUUGGGUUUUUUUUUUUUUUUGUUGGCCAUUUUCUGUUUGUUUAUGAUUUUUUUCCUCUUACCAUUUUUUCUAGCGCGGAGGCGAUAAGUUGUGUAGUGUACAAAGUGGAUGUUAGUGUGUGACUGAUGUCAGGUGACCCGUCAGCUCACCCGUCAGGUAACCGUAGUAACUGUUCACUCAUCUCAGACAGGUGUGGCGGUGGGAGGGUGUUGGGACAGAGCAGGGUGUUGUGGGGGGGAGGGGGGGGUGUGUGGGUUUUUUUCUAUUAUUAAUAUACUAAAAUAGACUGUGUUGAGGAACAGUGCGUGUUUGGCACUGGCUAAGAAAACCAUCUCCGCACGUCUGUAUACAGUGCCUGCCAUAUGUAUUUCUUUAAAAUCAGUGAGCCAUGAUGUCAGAAAAGGAAAAAAAGAAAAAAAAGUAUUAUGAGUGCAUAUUUAGCCAAAGGGGUUGCCAGUAUAAUAAAACUAUAUAUGAAUAUAAAUAUCCUAACAAUUGGGGGAUCACUGCUUUAGUGUUUUAAAGGAUAUGACGUUGUGCCUGGAUUGCGCUGGUGCCAGUGCUAGACAGCCAAUCAGAGUUAAGUGUUGGAUCUAGCAGGAAGUAGUAUUUUAUGCAUGAACAAGCUUGUGUGGUGAACACUAAUAACAGCUAGCGGACUGAGGCUGGGCAGGAGCCUGCUAACGAUGAUGUCUCGCAUAUGUAUGUACAAUUUUUACAUUUUUAUUAUUUUUUAUUUUCUUUUAAUUUUCCUUUUUUUUUUUUUUUUUCCUCCUUGUUUUUUUCCCCCCCGCCCAACUUUUUCUUCACCUCAUUCAGGGCGGGGAAAGAAAAAAAAACAAAAAACAAAAAACUUACAUGUUACUUAAACUGCACGUAUUUCGGCCUUUUUCUUCUUUGGUAACAGAUCUAAUGAAGGCUUCGGCUGGGGCUGCGGUGUCAGUCACCGAGGAAGUUUUUACGAUGAAAACGCUAGACCCCCCCCCCCCCGUUUAGCACAUCCAAAAUGUGUCUUCACUUCGCCGAGACUACGUACCCGUAAAGCCCGUUCUUCUGCUUUCUCCAGAAAAUCAGUAUGGGAUAUGAAGCCAUGCCUGCCUGUUAUAAUUGCUUUAUACAUACCUGUCCUAAAUAUAUAAAUAUAUACAAAUGUAGAUACGAGUCAUUGCAUAUAAAACACAGAAGAGAACACAAUUAGAUACUUUUACAGGGUGCUGGUGAAUUAAAAAAUAUAUUUUUGGCAAUUUUAGCUUUUUAUACUUAUCUUGCAGUUAGUAAAUAGUUAUGAAAAAAAAAUAAUGAAAAAAAGUUCAAAAAAAAGAAAUAUAAGAUGGUGGGGGAAAAAAAAAAUUAAUACAGAUGGUGAAGAAGAUAUGUAAUGUUGGGUAAUAUUGGCUAGGAAAUUAAAGACCAAAAUAGCUGCACCUAGGAUUGUUAAACGGACGAAAUAAUGAGAGAGAGAGAGAGAGAGAGAGGAGGAUUUCAACGUUAGACGGAGUUCGGCGGGAAAAAAACUAGAAAAGACAAAAGUGCCUUAUCGAUGGUCCUUUCUUUUUUCCAAGUGGAAUAUUAUCUUUUUCCUCCUCCUCUUUUCCCUUUUUUAUUUUUUUUCGGUUUGGUAAUAUCGAAACACCAACCAGGAAGCGUCAGCGGGACGCACGCGGACGCGCUUUUUGCGCUCGGCUCCGUGUGGAAGCUGAGCUGCCCCUAGUUACUCUAUGCAAAAGAAUAGCAGUCACGAGACCAGCUAAUGUGCCAUGGGGUUCGUCUUCCCGAAUUUCUGUUUCUUUCUUCGUCUGUUUUCUUUUGCCAUUCGAACAAAACAAAAAAACUAUAUAUAUAUUUUUUUCUCUCUCCUUCAUUUAAGUUUGAAAUGUGUAUCAUCAUGUUGUUAAAGAAUAAUCCUGUUUGUGAAUAUACUGCGAACAAACUGCCAAUUACUGACACUGAAGGCUGCCAGGUUCGGUUUGAAUAGGGACGACGAACAAUGACGUGGAAUUAAGAAACGAAAAAACUAAAAAAUGCAAAAAAUGUCAGUGUUGGUGUUAACCCCGUCUUUUCAGUAACUGCUAAAACUGAGCAUCUUCUGUUACAGUCAUUUUCCCGCCUUUUCCAGGCACACGCACACACACACACGCGCGGUAAUUCUCUCAUUUAGGUCAAUAUAUUAUCGCCAUUCUGGUAAACGGCAGGUUUCAACUUUGACGUUAAACCGUUAAAGUAAAAUUAGCAAUAAGACGAACACCACUUUACCCGCGGUGGGGGGCGGAGUGUCAUAAAUGAACAGCCAGGCGGAGUUUGGCCUUAGUUCUUGUUAAGGGAGGAUGGCGGGGGGGGGGGGUUGGGUAUUGAUUGUCAAAAUCCAUAGCGCCACUUGAAUGUAGCUGUGCCAAAAGGAGACGCGAACAAACGAACAAAAACCGCUGGGAUUUUGGGGGCAAAGUCAGACGAGGUCAAACCCUACCCCCCCCCCCGACGACACACACCCCUCACCACAAGCUGCUAUUAUCGGUCUUACGCUCACGUUUUUUCCUUUACUGAAACGAUUGGGGUUUUUCAUGUCGAGAACAAGAACACCGAGCGUAAUUGCUGGUCUGAACAAUGGAGGCUGAUGAUGGAGCAUUGUUCUGGGGAAUAAAAUUUGUUUUUUUAAACGCUACGCUCCCUUUUUUACCGUUCCUGGCAGACCUCGUUACGAAUUGUCAUGAUUAAUCUCUCCUUCCUUUUUUUUGAUCUCUCGCAUACUGUUACACACACACACACACACAAGGUCAAUGCUUUCUUUUUCAGUGUUAUUAACCAUUAUUUUUAAAAACAAUAAUGCAAUAUUGAGAGACGAGAAAUGGCAGUUCAGCAUUUGACAGUAUUAAAAAAAGAAAAAUUCCCUCUACAAUGUUGCAAAAAAAAAAAAAAAAAAAAAAAAAUGCUGUGUGUUCCUAUGGUUGGUUUUCUCCGUCUGGGGUUACUGAGAGUAUUCUAGCGUAUUCUUACUCUGGCCUGCCCUACUUCUGUGUAUGAUAAUGUAAUUAACAGCCAUUGUUACAGGUUUAUAAUGUAUUUUUCUAACUUCAUUUUAUAUGUAUAUUACAAAUCAGUUUCUGAUUUCUCUUUUUCUGAAAAAGCCCACUGCAAGUUUUUUUUUUUCUUUUUUUUUUUUUUUGUUUUUUUUUGUUGUAUGACUCAGUCCCCCUCUUACUGCCUCGACUCCCCUCAGCUCCCAUUUCACCUGAAACUCUGUCUCGCUGGGAGCGUUGCCUUUCCUGGAAGUUAUUUUAUUUUCUUGCCGAUUCCUAUAGCUUGUUUAACUCAUUAGCGACUUUAUUAGUUCUCUUGUUAUAAGUAUUUUUACAUGCUUGCAUUUAGUUUUCAUGGUGUAUGCUGUUAUUUUUUCUUAUUAACCUCCCCCUUGGCAUUUAUUUUAAUAAAACAUUCUUAGUACGAAUUUUACUAACUUUGCUGAUAUUUUUAUUUUUUGUCUUGUGUUUUUGGUAACCAUGUUUAAUGAAUGUACUACCUGGUCUGGUUCACGGACUAACAAGAUUAAAACUGGUGUCUGGCCACUGAUGCACACACACGCACACACGAGACGCACAGGUACACGCACACACAUACAGACGCACACACACACACACACACUCACUCACGCACAAGCGCUACCCACUGGCUAACUGGAAUAUGUGCACGUGCCUUGAUCAUCUCGCUCACCCGUGUUGCUGGAAAGAGAGAGAAAUUUGCUGACACCUCCGCCUUGGUCGACACUCUGCGUGUCCGCCAUUUUGUUUUAUUUCCCUUUCCCCCCCCCUCCUUUUUAUUUUUAAUUAUUGCGCCGAGCGAGAGAAUCCGUAAAAAGUUUAAUUUUUACCGUCAAACGAGGUCGAACAGGAUGGUAAAGCAGGGACCCGGUGUUCCCUCCCGCUUGUGUUAAACGCGCGUUAUUAAGUUCAGGCAGAAACAUUAAAGCGGGUUUUAAAAGCACAGGCGUUACCCACAGGGCACCUUUUAUUCUUCGGCGGUUUGCGUUUAUCUCGCCGUGACGGUUUUUUUGGCGAGAUCGUCCGUCGAAAUUCCGGACGAUUCCUUCGACGCAGGUUGUGCCGUCGACUUUAAACGUUACGGUCAAAUCAACGGUCGUUUUUAACGACGGCGCGGCGGACUCGACCUGAAUUUUUACUGUUGAGUAUAAACGUCUUUUUUUAUUUUUUUUUUUUUUUUUUGUUGCUUACAUAUCAUUCCCUACGGACGAGGCCCUCCGUGCCCUGUGCCGCACCGCAGGCCGCGGCGGAUGUGAAGUUUCCCGCCGACCCGCCGAGACGUGGAAUUACAGAGCGCCGUCGCCUCGUGGCCCUCGUUAGGACGAGGGGCGAUGUGCAGGGUGGCCAUUUUGUCGAGUCGGAGACGAGAACGAACCGCGGCGCGCUCGGAAAAUCGGUAGCGCUGCAGCUCGCGGUUUAUCGGAGGUCCGGUUCAGGGUGUACGAGGUGUUAAAUGGGUCAGUGCUGGCUCUGAUAGGUGGUUCAUUUUUAAGAGGGGGGGGGAGGGGGGGUGGAGGGGGGGAUAUACCGGUUAACCCGAAGACCCAGGACUCGACUCUGAUUGAACUCCAGCAGAAGAACUGUGUUUGGGAGUGAAGUUUUUCCUUGGCAUUGAGUGAUUGAAAGGGAAUAAAAAUAUUGAUUGUUGUUUGGGUCGGCGCAAGAGGGCCUGGAGAGGGUAGGGGUUUAUUUAAAAGGAUGGGGGGGGGGAAUAUUUUCCUCACUCCUUUUUGGGGGGUGUGUUUAACUUUCUUCAGAUGCCGUCGGCCAAAGACCACAUUCGGGAUCAAAAAUAUUUUUAUAAAACCUUUUCCUGUCGGUUUGUUCUCCGUUGCGUAAAAAAACGAACAAAGAAUAACAAGAACGACUAAAAAAUUUAAAAAACAAUGAACAAAAGCACACUUGUGUACUAAUUUUUAUUCAGCUGCGUUUUGUUUUUGUCUCUUUAUUUUGGUUUUUUGUGUCCUAGCUUUCCUUUCUUCACUAAUCUGCGGUGCGAUGACGAGACACACGAGCGGUAAUUAACCGUAUUAAUCUGCCUUUCUCUCUUUAACCCACUGAGUGACGAUCACGAAAGCUGAACUCUGCACUGAAUCACAACGAUGUAUUUACGCUUCUACCGUCUAAUUCUGACUGUAAGCAAAGUGAAUGAAAACAGCCUGUAACUGUAGACUACUUUUCCUAUUUUAACUUACCUUUUUUUCUUUCUUUUUUUUCUUUUAUUUUUUCUUUUUUACCCGACUCAAUUUUAAUUGCUAUCUUUUCAGUAAUUAUCUGGCUUUUAUGAGUCAGCGAUUAACAGGUCAAUGGCAAUGGAGGGGGGAGAUCAUAAUUCUUUUCCCCAGAAUGCACUGUGACUAUUUUGUUGGUUUUUGUUCAUUUUUAUUUGCAGAACCCUUUUUCCCCCAAAAUCUACUGUUCCGUUGCUGAAAUAAUUCCUGCCACCAGCAUGCAUUUUGACAGGUUAGCGUAUUCAGUUAAAUACAGUCAUUGUUUUGACCGUUAUUAUUAUUAUUAUUAUUACUAGUAGUAUUAUUAUGUUCACUCCCAAAUGCAGGUGAACAAAGCAAGUAACAUUUAUUUAAAGCAAUGUAUCAGAUUACAAUACCUGAAAGUAUGUGUCCACAAGCAUUAUAAGUGCCUUUUGUGAGAGAUUGAAAAAUUAUAUAUUUUUCUACUUAGUCAUUGAAGUGCCAAUUACUGUCUUCCUCAUUCACCCAGAGCUUUACGUUCAACACCGAAGGGGAAAGAAUCUCCCUUUCAGUACCAAUUUAAGACUUUUAAUAGUAACUGGAACACUUCGACCAAAAGCUUAGUGUCAUUUUUUUUUUUUUAGUCUUUUAAGUUCUUCUUUUUUCCUCUGCCCUUGGAACUGGAGUGUGUGCUGGUUUUACUGGAAGCAAGCGGCCCGUCUCCUGGUGUGUAGUGGAGACAUCUGACCAUAUACCUUUUAUUAUUUAUAUUGCCUUUGCUUCGAGGCUUUCCCUUGGUGGAAUUUCUUUUGUUUGUUUUAUUUUAAAUAAAAUGAAAUGUCAAACCUGGUUUUAUAUAUAUACGUACACCCGCCUGAAAAUUUUGUGUGACGUGUAGUUGAUCGUGAUGUCCCUGUAACGACUGACGUAUGUCAUCUUUCUCAGUGCCUUACUCUCCUUAAUGGAGGAAUCAAAUGCAGUGUAGUUGCUGUGUGUCACAAAUAGUAGACCGUUAGCUAUUGACGUGGAACCGAAACACUAAUUCAAACCAAUUCCAGGUGUUUGGCUGACAGUCAAGAAAAAUAAAGAGAACAUUUGGAAAAAACAAAAA
Molecule: messenger RNA, 8715 nt
Organism: Anguilla rostrata (American eel)
Lineage: Eukaryota; Metazoa; Chordata; Actinopteri; Anguilliformes; Anguillidae
Gene: qkia
Product: QKI, KH domain containing, RNA binding a
Exons: 8
Coding region: 302-1444 (380 amino acids)
Biological process (GO): regulation of mRNA splicing, via spliceosome
Cellular component (GO): nucleus
Molecular function (GO): mRNA binding
Source: RefSeq, a predicted model, not a curated record